Messenger RNA from Glycine soja, 1913 nucleotides. Its product is annotated as probable serine/threonine-protein kinase PBL23. The transcript has 5 exons. NCBI's taxonomy places the organism in Eukaryota, Viridiplantae, Streptophyta, Magnoliopsida, Fabales, Fabaceae. Gene Ontology annotation, biological process: protein phosphorylation. Bases 411 to 1550 code for a protein of 379 amino acids. The record is from RefSeq and is a predicted model, not a curated record. Gene Ontology annotation, molecular function: ATP binding; protein kinase activity.
UAGAGAGAACACUUAAUGAAAUCCUAUAGUGAGGAACUUUAGAUAAUGAUAUUAAAGAUGAGUGACUCCCUAACGGUCAUUUUUGGAUUGGCAUAUUCGACAAAGUCAUCAUUUCUUUUCCUAACUAUGGCCUUUGAAUAACAAUGAAGGAAAAGUAACCUUGCCAUAUUGGAAAAUUUCUGUGAAGGUAGAACUCAGGAUCAAUUUGGUUUCUGCUGGGCCAAUUUUUCAAUGGAAAAUUUCCUAAAUUGAUUUUAAGCCGCUUCUGGAGGGUCUAAUAUUACAUGCAUUGGAUCAUUGGCUAACAUUUUUGCAUGCUUAGAGACAGAUUUGAAAAAAAAAAACAGAUGCAUGAAUUUUGCAAUUCUGUAAAUGUGGGUUUGGUUAGAUCAAAUAUUUAGGAGUGGAAGAUGAGUUUCUUUUCAUGUUGCACGUCACAAGAGAAGAUAGACAAGAGCCCAUUGAAAAGGAGCAGUAAGAACUACCAUCACGCAAAAGCUCUGCCAUCGUUAGCCAGCUUGUGUUUUAAAUCUGGUACCAGCAAACGGAGGUACAUAGAAGAAGAAAUAGCAAAAAUUGGGAAAGGGAAUAUUACCUCUCAGACUUUUUCUUAUCACGAGCUAUGUGUUGCAACUCGGAACUUUCACCCUGACAAUAUGAUUGGGGAAGGAGGCUUUGGAAGGGUAUACAAAGGACGCCUCAAAAACAUAAAUCAGGUUGUUGCUGUGAAGAAACUUAAUAGGAAUGGAUUCCAAGGAAACAGGGAAUUUCUUGUAGAGGUUUUGAUUUUGAGUCUCUUGCAUCACCCUAACCUUGUCAAUUUGGUAGGGUAUUGCGCAGACGGUGAGCAAAGGAUUUUGGUAUACGAGUACAUGGCGAAUGGCUCUUUAGAAGAUCACCUUCUUGAACUACCUCCGGACAGAAAGCCUUUGGAUUGGCGUACAAGAAUGAACAUUGCAGCAGGUGCAGCUAAAGGACUUGAAUAUUUACAUGAAGUCGCAAAUCCGCCUGUGAUAUACCGUGAUUUCAAAGCAUCAAACAUACUAUUAGAUGAAAACUUCAAUCCAAAGCUCUCUGAUUUUGGACUUGCAAAGCUUGGUCCAACUGGUGAUAAAACUCAUGUAUCUACCAGGGUGAUGGGAACUUAUGGAUAUUGUGCGCCUGAGUAUGCCUCAACAGGUCAAUUGACUACAAAAUCAGAUAUAUAUAGCUUUGGAGUAGUGUUUCUAGAGAUGAUCACAGGAAGAAGAGCAAUUGAUCAGUCAAGACCAUCUGAAGAGCAAAACUUAGUCACUUGGGCACAACCCCUAUUCAAAGACAGAAGGAAAUUUUCAUCAAUGGCUGAUCCAUUGCUGAAAGGGAACUACCCAACAAAGGGUCUACACCAAGCCCUAGCAGUUGCAGCAAUGUGUAUUCAGGAGGAAGCUGAUACCAGACCUUUGAUUAGUGACGUAGUUACAGCUCUUGAUGUUUUAGCAAAGAGGCAUAUACAAGUGGGAAGACAACAACGUUCAAAAGAUUCUUUUUUCGAGCAUGGGGAAUGCAGUUGACAAAACGAACCUGAAAACAGUUGAGGAUUACACAAAAGGACAAUGAAUGAAAAAGCAGCUGCUAAUGAAGUUUGAGAAUCAUUCUAUAAAAUUUCAUCAUGAUGGCACUUGGUAUCAUUAUGAAAAUCAAAAGAAUUACAUACUUUUGUAUGUUCAAGAUUUAUUGAUUAGUAGUAUUAGAUAUUGAUAAUAGAAUGACAAGAUUGUUACCAGAUUCAUAAUUGCCUACUCUUUGAGAUUCUCUAAUCAAUACUGUUACAUGGGGCAAUACACUUGUAAUGUCUGAAAAUUCACCCAUUUCAGGAUACAGUGUAAUGAAGGGUUGAAUGAAGAUGGCGUAGGGCUCUAUGAUGCUCUGAUAAU